AUGCCCACAGAUUUCAAUGGAUACUGGAAAAUGAUUAGCAAUGAAAACUUUGAGGACUAUCUGAAAGCCUUGGAUGUAAACAUUGCAAUUAGGAAAAUCGCUUCUCUGCUAAAACCUGACAAAGAGAUCAUUCAGCAUGGGGAUCACAUGAUCAUUAAAACCCUCAGCACAUUUAAAAAUUACAUCAUGGAUUUUGAAGUUGGAAAGGAGUUUGAAGAGGAUUUGACUGGAGUGGAUGAUCGCAAAUGCAUGACGACAGUAACCUGGGAUGGAGACAAACUUCUGUGCAUGCAAAAAGGCGAGAAACAAGGAAGAGGCUGGACCCAGUGGGUGGAAGGAGACGAGAUGCACCUGGAAAUAAGAGUGUGUGGAGUGAAGUGCAAACAAGUCUUCAAAAAGGUCCAAUAGCAGCAGAGCAAUGGGAAAGUACAACGUGUACAGCAUGUGGAUGUUUGGUCGUCAGCCUUUCUGGAUACUGUCUACUCCACUCUGCUAUUUUCUGCAAGAAAACAACUGUCCCUGGACCAGUGAAAGCAUCUUUCAGUUAUCUCCAAUCUCAUUUGUGUCUCUAGCUUAUGCUCGGUUCUUAAGUGUUGUGAAUUUUAACAGAGAAAUGGUGUAAAGUAUAGCUUCCGACACAAUUUGUGGUAAAUAUAGAUGCCAUCUUUUCUUACAUUAGUUUCUAAAAUGCAGAGUGUCUGAAUAAAAGGAAG
Messenger RNA from Polypterus senegalus (gray bichir), 713 nucleotides. Its product is annotated as retinol-binding protein 1. Lineage: Eukaryota; Metazoa; Chordata; Cladistia; Polypteriformes; Polypteridae. Gene Ontology annotation, biological process: fatty acid transport. The coding region runs from base 1 to 408 and encodes 135 amino acids. Gene Ontology annotation, molecular function: fatty acid binding. The record is from RefSeq and is a predicted model, not a curated record. The transcript is spliced from 4 exons. Gene Ontology annotation, cellular component: cytosol; nucleus.